AUGGCGUCCGCGGGUGCAGCAAAUAACGGCGCCGAUGUGAAGGUGGAAGGCAACGAAAAUGAUUUGUCUAACUCCGACAUCGUUACCAAGUAUCGCACGGCGUCCAGCAUCGCCAAUGCCACGCUCCAGAAAGUAAUUGCGGAGAUCAAAACAGGUGCUUCCUUAAAGGCUCUCUGUAAGCUUGGCGAUGACAUGCUGCUCCAGGAGACCGCUAAGGUCUACAACAAGAAGGAGAACGGCCGCAAGAUCGAGAAGGGCAUCGCCUUCCCCACUUGUAUUGCCAUCAACGAGCUCUGCGACUACUUCUCGCCCGUCGAAGACGGUGCUUGCAUCGCGGAUGGCGACAUGGUGAAAAUCACCCUUGGUUGCCACGUAGACGGCUACGUCGGCAUUGUUUCGCACACCGUGUUCAACGGCGAUGCCAUAACGGGCAAGGCCGCCAAUGUGCUCGCUGCCGCGUGGACCUGCUGCGAGGCCGCGCUGCGUGAGAUGAAGGUCGGCAACUCCAGCCAAAAGGUCACCAAGGUGAUCGAGCAGGUUGCCUCCGAGUUCAAGUGCACACCGUUGAUGGGCUACGUGAACCACGAGAUGAAGCGCCACGUCCUCGACGGCAGCCGCUACUUCCCCAGCAGCACCAGGCUAGAGGAGAAGAGCGAGCCGUUCACCUUCGCGCUAAACGAGGCGUACGCUCUCAACGUCCUGGUCAGCACCGGCGAGGGCAAACCCAAGCCCACUGACCACAAGACCACGAUUUACCGCGUGGACGUGCAGAACCGCUACACGCUGAAGACCACUCUGGGCAGGGCCUUUAUAUCCCAGGUCAACUCCCGCUUCCCCGUGUUCCCCUUCCACGUCAGCUCCUUUGAGGACGAGCGCGUUCUCAAGGUGGGCCUCCCCGAGGCUGUGCGCCACAAGUUGGUGAUGCCCUACGUCGUGGAGACCGAGAAGGCGGGCGAGCUGGUGGCUCACUUCCGCUUCGUAGUGCUGCUGCUGGCCGGCGGCACCAAGAAGAUCACCGGCGUACCAUUCGCUCAACAGGCUAUCUGCAGCCCUGAGCACUCCGUCCAGGACGAGACACUCAAGAAGCUGCUUGCGAUGGCCCUGAACCCGAAGGUCAAGAAGUCCAAGGCCACGCAGGACGGCGAAAACUCUGCCGAGAAGGAGGCAGACAAGCCCGCAGCGUAG
Messenger RNA from Babesia ovata, 1185 nucleotides. RefSeq names its product proliferation-associated 2g4. The transcript has 5 exons. NCBI's taxonomy places the organism in Eukaryota, Apicomplexa, Aconoidasida, Piroplasmida, Babesiidae. The coding region runs from base 1 to 1185 and encodes 394 amino acids. The record is from RefSeq and is a predicted model, not a curated record.